Molecule: messenger RNA, 693 nt
Organism: Scedosporium apiospermum
Lineage: Eukaryota; Fungi; Ascomycota; Sordariomycetes; Microascales; Microascaceae
Product: C-8 sterol isomerase
Exons: 2
Coding region: 1-693 (230 amino acids)
Biological process (GO): ergosterol biosynthetic process
Cellular component (GO): endoplasmic reticulum
Source: RefSeq, a predicted model, not a curated record
AUGGCUCCCCCCAAGUCCUCCUCCACCGGCUGCGGCGGCUGCUCUAUCACCGGCUGGAUGAAGUUCCUCGCCAUCGCCCUCGUCAUCUUCACGCCCCUCGUCUCCCUCGCCGAGCGCUACCACGACAGCUUCUGCAUCUUCGACGACAAGGAGCUCCACGAGCUCGCCCAGCGCGCCAUCGCCGCUCACCCCGAGGACACCAAGGCCAUUGUCGACUUCAUCGUCUCUGACCUCCACGAGAAGCACCCCAAGAACGUCAACCUCCACCAGGAGUGGAUCUUUAACAAUGCCGGCGGUGCCAUGGGCGCCAUGUACGUGAUUCACGCCAGCAUCACCGAAUACCUCAUCAUCUUCGGCACUGCCAUCGGAACUGAGGGCCACACCGGCCGCCACACCGCAGACGACUACUUCAACAUCCUCACCGGAACCCAGCUCGCCUACACCGCCGGCACCUUCGAGCCCGAGGUCUACCCUCCCGGCUCCGUCCACCACCUCCAGCGCGGAACCGUCAAGCAGUAUCGCAUGCCCGAGGGCUGCUUCGCGCUCGAGUACGCCCGCGGCUGGAUCCCUCCCAUGCUCUUCUUUGGCUUCGCCGAUGGCCUCUCAAGCACCCUUGACUUCCCCACGCUUUGGAGGACAACGUAUGUUACGGGCCGGGAGAUGAUCGGCAACCUCUUGACUGGAAAGUUUUAA